Molecule: messenger RNA, 2639 nt
Organism: Prinia subflava (tawny-flanked prinia)
Lineage: Eukaryota; Metazoa; Chordata; Aves; Passeriformes; Cisticolidae
Gene: SUGCT
Product: succinyl-CoA:glutarate-CoA transferase
Exons: 13
Coding region: 164-1516 (450 amino acids)
Molecular function (GO): catalytic activity
Source: RefSeq, a predicted model, not a curated record
CGGGGCUCGGGGCCAGCACUGGGAUCGGGACACUGGGCUCGGGGCCGGCCGCGCGUGCGCGCCCCGCCCCGGGAGAUCCAAGGCUGUCCCGGGAGCGGGAGGGGAAGGGGGCGGUGGUGGCGGCGCUUGCGCCGAGCGCUCGCUGCUGUCUCGAGUGGCGGGCAUGCUGCUCGCCGGGCUGGGAAAAGGGAACCGAUGUUGCGGAGGGCUCUGGAGGAGCCUGUGCCCCGCAGCUGCCAGCGGCAGCGCCAGAGCCCUGAGCGCUGCCUCUGCCUCCCCCUCCCCGGGCAGCGGCGGCGGGGCGCAGAGCGGAGGCGCUCCCCCGGCAGGUGCUAGUAAUGUAAAGCCAUUGGAUGGUGUGAAAAUUCUUGAUUUAACAAGGGUUCUUGCAGGACCAUUUGCCACAAUGAAUUUGGGAGAUCUAGGGGCUGAAGUUAUCAAAGUGGAAAGACCUGGAGCUGGUGAUGACACAAGAGCCUGGGGCCCGCCUUUUGCUGGGACAGAAAGUAUCUAUUUUCUCAGUGUCAAUAGAAAUAAAAAGAGUAUAGCUAUCAACAUGAAGGAUUCAAAAGGAGUAAAGCUAAUCAAAGAGCUUGCAGCAGCAUCUGAUGUUUUUGUGGAAAACUUUGUCCCUGGCAAGCUGGCUGAAAUGGGCCUAGGUUAUGAAGACAUUAAAAAGAUUGCUCCUCACAUAGUGUACUGUUCAAUAACAGGUUAUGGUCAGACUGGUCCAGUGGUUCAGAGAGGUGGAUAUGACUCCAUUGCUGCUGCUGUUUCUGGUCUCAUGCAUAUCACAGGGCAUGAGGAUGGUGAGCCAGUUAGACCAGGAGUAGCAAUGACAGACCUUGCUACUGGGUUGUAUACAUAUGGAGCAAUUAUGGCUGGUUUACUUCAGAGGUAUAAGACAGGAAAAGGACUACACAUUGACUGCAAUCUCUUGUCAACUCAGGUUGCAUGUCUCACUCAUGUAGCAGCUAAUUACCUUAAUUGCAAAAUUGAAGCAAAACGCUGGGGUACUGCUCAUGGGAGUAUUGUUCCGUAUCAGGCAUUUAAGACCAAGGAUGGCUACAUCGUGGUGGGAGCUGGAAAUGAUCAUCAGUUUGUCACUGUGUGCAAGAUCCUGAAUUUGCCUGAAGUUAGUAAAGAUUCAAGAUACAAAACGAAUACACUCAGAGUCCAGAACAGAAAAGAACUUAUUGAUAUAUUAUCAACCCGGUUUUCAGAAAAAGUGACGCUCGAGUGGUUGCAGCUCUUUGAAGGGAGUGGGGUUCCAUAUGGCCCGAUCAACAACAUGCAGCAAGUGUUCUCAGAUCCUCAGUCUGGCCUGUUGUACAUACGCGAAGAUACGGCUGAGAAAUUGAAAGAUUCCACUUAUGAAGAAUUUGACCUCUUUCUACAAGUUUCUUUAGUCAUGGGGUUUAAUAUGCAUUUUUCACACAGAAAUAUAAAAGUCUAUCUGUUAAUGUGUCUCCCCUUAUUCUUCCUUGUCCCUCUUCCUUGCUCACAUUUUCCCUAAGUCUUUUCCUUAUGUUACCAAAGUAUUUUUAUUAAUGCAGCACACUUUUUAUAUAUCAUAAAUCAUUUUAAUGGAGCAGGCUAUGAGCAUUCAUCCUUAGUGAGAGGAGACCUGCAUUUCUUUGACAAAAGUAUCUCUUGUAUAAAGGAUUCUAUGUUCAAAUUUAGGGUUGGUUUUUUUUUUUUAAUAAUGGAUUCAGUAGUUGAGAAUGACUGUGUCAGAAUUGUAUUCUAUACAAAAACAUAUGACCAUCCAUAGCAGAAGACAUGGAGCAAAGCAGGUGAAGUUAUAAACAGUGCAGCUUUAUGAAUCUCAAACUAGCUAUCUUUUUUUUCCUUGUUAUGGUUUCCUCAGCAGUUCUAUUAUGGAUGCAAAUGAAUAUGGAAAUUAUGUGGAUAAUGUAAAUUAUUGACAGAAUAAUAAUUUAGUAUCUUUUAGAAGAGUUCCAAGCAUAAACAGACACAAUCUUUUAUGUCUGUGCUACAUUAUAGGUUCCAUAUAAUUGGAACACUAAAGCUAGUCUCUUUGAUUCUCAGUUUUGUCAGUCAAUCGAACCUUUUUACCUUAAUUAAUGUUUUAGGGAUUAAAGAUUAUGUUUUAAAUAAGGCAGAAAAGGAGUUUGUAUCUGUAUCUUUUGACAUUACAGCUUCAUUAUCAACAAAAAAAAAAACGCUUUACAACAGCCUCCUCUCACAACAUAAAGAGAAACAUAUUCUCUGUCUUUUAUUUCAUAAUACAGCUCAAGUUUCAGUCAGACUGUGAUCACUUUAUACUUUUGACAAAAAUACACAAAAUAUUUUGCAUUCAUUAUAGUACAGAAACAAAACAUUUGAUGAAACCUCAAAAUUUGCCAUGAAAUGGAAGUGUCAUCUUCACUGUUGUUACUACUGAUCCUUUUAAUCAGUUUUGCCCAUUGACCUCAGGAUAAUAUGGUAAGGCUCUGUCUUCAGUAGAUUCAUUCCAUCCUCUUGACUUACAUGCCAUUCUACAGCAUGAACAAUAUUUUGACUAUUCUUGGCUUUUAUCUUUGGUGGUGGUAGACUUGCUCCUCCUUCAAAAAUAUGUGUACUAAAAUACUGAUGCCUUGUAACUCUUGUGAACUUUAGUUGUAUCCAGUAUAAAU